Paraglomus brasilianum is the source of this 654-nucleotide messenger RNA. NCBI's taxonomy places the organism in Eukaryota, Fungi, Glomeromycota, Glomeromycetes, Paraglomerales, Paraglomeraceae. The record is from the annotation of a GenBank genome assembly.
AUGCCGAAAUCCGAGAGCAUGAAAAAAGAAAACAUAAGAUGGAUGAUUAAUUGUGAUAAACCUACACCCCUUGCGUUCUAUCGAUAUAUAAAACCAACCCAUCAUAACCGUGCAAAUGAGAAGUAUCGUAAUACUCUUAAUUCAGCAUUGGAGUGCAAUCCUAAAAAUAAGGAAAUACAGAAGAAGCUUACAAAAAUGCGAAACGAGUUUGAUGACGGAAAAUAUAAACAAGACUGGGAAAUUUGGAUGCAAGAGAAGAGAGCGACUCGAGUUCACUGUUCGAUUCAAGAGACCAAUGAAAACGUCCACAAAAAAUUCAAUUCAUUAGUUGAAAGUCAGAGCGUUAUUGUCGAAGUGAUGGCGAUCAAGGAUAUUAAUAUAGUGGACAUACUAAACAAUGCAGUUGAAUAUUCAAAGGCUGUGAAGGAGAUUUGUGUGGUCCAUACAAAAUAUCAUCCAAAUGAUGAAGCCAAGUCUCCCUUUCUGAUGCAGCUCUCAAUGCCGCUGGUAACCUCGUACCUUUCAGAAAUUGACAAGACAACUGAAGCUCUGAUUCCUGAAAAUAUUCAUGAUUUUCUCACAACGUUUUUCUCGCAAGAUAAUAGUGGAAGUGAUACGAACCUUGCAAUAAAAGUUGUUAGUAUAGAUUGUUGA